GCGCCGCACGGGCAAGUGGGAGCUGCCGGGCCCGGGGAGGGGCGGGCCGGGCGGCGGCUCCCGGCGGCGGCUCCCGGGGUUGCAUUGCUCUCUUGGGCGAUCAGGCCACCCCGGAGAGCUGGGUCCACCCCGGAGGUAUUGUGUCCUGGUGCCGGGCUCUGGGCGCACCAGUUGUGCUGCGUGGUGUAGCGUAGAGUACGCGCCUUUCUUUCAAGCCUUGGUUACAGUUUAUUGAGCACAUACUAUUUUACCUCCAUGGCUCAUUGCCUUGACAGCAGCCCUACUAAGUAAGGUGAUGUUUUCCCUGUUUUACAGCUGUGGAAACCAAGAAAGGUUUACAGCUAGAAGGCGGUGGAAAUUGAAUUCAAACUCUGGUUCAGUCCAAAGCUACUGCACUUCAGACCUUUGUGGUCAGAUAUAACUUUGAUUUUUGAAGCCAGCGUCUGCCACUUAUAGUUGUGUGAUCUUGGGUACCUUUCCGACUCUGCUCAUGUGAAAAAUUGGAGGCAUGGAGUUCCCACUUAUGCAUUGAUGAAGAGGGCAGCCUGACCCCCUGCUUUUCUCCGCCUCCCAGCUUCGCAAACGGAGGCUUUGGCGCCUCUGGAGCUGAGUUUGUUUACGAAGUUUUCAAAGAUGUUUCUCUCACAGUUAUGCAGAAAUUGUCACCCGAAUGAACUUUGACGUUAAGUCCUAGUUUUAAAGUUGAGGAAGUGGAAGCCUUUGCAUAUGGUUUCUUUGGGGGCCAGCUGUGCAGAUUUUGCCUAAAUGAAUCAGAUGGAUUUGGCAGGGUGCAGACAGGCCUGGGGACACGAUGAAAUGCUAGAGAUCUGGCUGAUGAUAGAAAGUGGACAGGCCAGUUGGGGUGGUUCUUCCUUCGAGCCCUAAAUUCCCACCAGAUCCUCUUCUGUCUUUCGAGCAAGGUCUGAAUGUGUCCUCCUGGGUAAUCUGGUUAAAGGGUUCAGAACCUCACUUAGUACCUGUGCCUUUAGGGCUGAAGGCAGGCCAGCAGUAGCAGUGAGCUUAGCUUUGUUUUGAAAACUACCCACUCUCCCAUUUUUAGAUUGCAAAAAUUUUUCUCUGAAAGUUUCAAAGGAUAUGAUUUUUGGUUAAUUGUAAAUAUGGACAUUUAAAAAAUAAAACUGUUACAUUAGGCACUUAAAUCUGCAGUGAUUUGAUUUCCCUCAUCCUUUGAAAAGAAUACAUGAACCAGUUUUUUUUUAUAUAUAGGGUUUUUUUAAUAUAUAAAUUUACUUAUUUAUUUAUUUACUUUUGGCUGCGUUGGCUCUUCGUUGCUGCGCGGGGGGCUUUCUCUAGUUGUGGCGAGAGGGGGGGUACUUUUCAUUGCAGUGCGCGGGCUUCUUAUCGUGGUGCGCGCACUUCAGUAGUUGUGGCUCAUGGGCUCUAGAGCUCAGCCUCAGUAGUUGUGGCGCUUGGGCUCAGUAGUUGUGGCGCACGAGCUUGCUCCGCGGCAUGUGGGAUCUUCCCGGACCAGGGACCAGGGCUUGAACCCGUGUCCCCUGCAUGGGUAGGUGGAUUCUUUUUUUUUUUUUAAUUAAUUUAUUUAUUUAUUUUUGGCUGUGUUAGGUCUUUGUUGCUGUGCGCGGGCUUUCUCUAGUUGUCGUGAGCCGGGGCUACUCUUCGUUGCGGUUCGUGGGCUUCUCAUUGUCAUGGCUUCUCUUGUUGCGGAGCACGGGCUCUAGGCGCGCAGGCUUCAGUAGUUGUGGCACGUAGGCUCAGUAGUUGUGGCUCGCAGGCUCUAGAGAGCAGGCUCAGUAGUUGUGGCACACGGGGCUUAGUUGCUCCGCGGCAUGUGGGAUCUUCCUGGGCCAGGGCUUGAACCUGUGUCCCUUGCAUUGUCAGGCAGAUUCUUAACCACUGCGCCACCAGGGAAUUCCACCAAUUUUUAUUUAACGGUUGAAAUUUUACAUUGUUCCUUUUUCCUCCUUGAACUCGUAUUUCCACUAUAUUUCCUCCACAGAAUUUUUUUCUAGUAAAAUCGAUUUUAUGCUCGAAGUCUUUGGUUUGUUGUCCUACUUCUCUGCAACAAAAAUACGUACAAAAAUUAAAACACUUGAAAAUUGUAUUGUCAUAAUAUUAAACAUUUUCUUUUGGAUUGAGUUCAAAAAUUGUAAAAUACCCAAUUGACCACAACAACUAGUUUUGAUCAUUGUUAAACAUAAGUUUUAUUUAAAAUGCUUCUCUUAAUAAGCCAAAUGGAACUUUUUAAAAAAUUCAUAUACGUAUCCAUGUAUAUUUGCUAGAAAGAGCAGAGCUUUUUUUUCUCUCAUGCCCGUAAGCAUUGAAAAAGUUGGUUCUUGUAAAUAAAUACAGAGGAGUUGAAGACAUUUCGUUGUGGCAGUAAUACUCAACUCUUUGAACAUCUUUUGAGUUAUGGGCCAAAAAAUCACCGUGAUGUCAAUUACUAAUGACUUGUCAGCUGACAGUUCUUUUAGGUCCUCCUUUAACUUUACUGAAGGCAAAGGUUUAGAAAGCACCGGACUCAGCAGGAGAAUUUGUUACGUGGUCACUAUAAACAAUCACAUUCUUGGCAUGAAUACUUAUAUUUUGAAUUACCCCUUUGGGGUGCCAGGGGUAUUUUGCACCGUGGAACAAUGCACCUUAGUAAAAUUUGGCAUGGGUGGGUAGUUACACCUUUCUGGGAACCUGGGAAAAGAUAGCCCGCAGCAUGUUCCAAGUGUGAUCUGUUCUCAUAGGGAGACACUUGGCAAACUGAGUUGAAAUUUAUUCCUCUUAAACCAUGUUUUUGUGUCCCUUGGAAAAUCUUCGUGCCUCCUCCAGUACGAAGACCACUUGGAACUACGGUGGGCAAAUACCUAACUUCUUUUACCUUCCAUUUCCUCACCUUUAGAAUGGGAAUAAGUAAGAACUGACUUCUUUGGGUCAUGGUGCUGAUCAGAUGGGAUCCACGACGUCCAGGCACACAGGGAGCAGCUCAGACGGUGGAUGGCAGCUCUUACACUCCAGUCCCUGCCUGCUGGGACACUCAGCUUCCUAGGCACUCCUUGCCUCGGUUUCCUCAUUUGUGAGCCCAAGAUAUCUCAGCCCAGGAAUGUGGGGGUGGGAAGUGAUGUGGAAGAGGUUUUGUGAUGGUCACAGUACGUUUUCUGGAACAGACAUGUUCUUAUUUUAAAAUAGUUACUGUUGAGUUCCUGCUGACCCAAGAGCUGGACAUUUUGCUGUGAGCUUUAGGUACAGUAUUCAGCCGAUAUUGUCUGAGGCCCUGCUGCUCGUCGGGCCCUGUUUUAAGCACCUUGAAUUCAAUAGUGCUCAGAUUCUAGGGAGAGAGGAAGAUUACAAUAAAUAAUCACAUAGACAUAAUAUUUGAGGGGUGAUAAGUGCAGUGAAGAAAAGUGAAACACGAGGGAAACGGUGCUAUUUUACAUGUUCAGGGCAGUCUCUGAUAGGGUGACAACUGAGCGGGGAAGGGGGUGAGCCGUGAGACCCUUGGGGGAAAGGACCUUGUGUGUGGAGGGAACAGCGUGUCCACAGGCCCGAGGUGGGAGUGCUCAGCACGGUCAAGGAGCAGCAAGGCAGUCAGGGUGGCUGGAGGGUCUCAUUCAAGGGGGGGAGUGGUGGGUGCCUGGAGAGAAUGGAGCUGUGUCUGUCAGGAGGCCCCUACGGGACUCUAAGGACUGGGCUUGAAGUGAGACGGGGACCUUGGAGGGUUUUGGCAGAGGGAUGACACUAUCCAACCACACUAGCUGCUGUUAUGACGAACAGACUGUCGGGGAGCAAAGGUGGCAGCAGAUCACUGGGAGGCUGCUGCAGUAAUCCAGGAGCAAGACGGUGGGUGGGGUUGGCGGGGCUGUGGGGGGGUGGCGGGCGUGUCUGUCUAGGUGGUGAAGCUGGAAGGUAGAGCUGGCAGGGGGCGCGGGUAAGUUGGAUGAAGAUUGUGAGAGAGGAGCCAGGAGGGUGCCGAGGGUUUUGGCCUGAGCAGCUGAAAGGACGGAGGUGCCCUUCAGGGAAAGGGAGUAGACAGCAGUCACCGACGUGUCACACGUUGAGUUGGGGAAGAUGAGGUGAUGGGGGCAUAUGGUACCUCAUUCAGUCCUGACGAAACCCCCGUGAGUAGUCAUUAUUAAUCCCGUUUUAUAUGCAAGGAAAUAGAAGCCCACAGCUCUGAAGUAAAUUGCCCUAGGCCACGUGGCUGCGUUCACAGACCCUGAGAUUUGGCAUUCCCCGUGAUCCUUUUUUCUGCAUCAACACCAGUGUUGUAGUCCAGUCCAAACGACCUCCCUGUCCACCCAUGAAAGCUCCCUGGAGUGAUGGUGUGUGCCUGGAGAGGGCUGUAGAAGAAAGACCUGCUCCCUCCCUCCCUCCCUCCCUCCCUUCCCUUGGUGUUGGUGAGGGCCGAGGGAGAGGGAGGCUGACCGCCAGCACCUGCUCUGGGGCCUCCCUCCAGGUCAUUGGCAGCCUGGAGAAGGAGGUGGUGACUUAAUAGGCCCAGCAGACGAAGAGAAGAGAACUUGGACCCAGGUUUGAACAGCAGCCUCUCACCAAUAAUGAAAGAUCAGGAGCCAGGAAACUGUAGAUAAAAAUAGCACUUAUCAGUUAAUUGGAAAACAAUAUAUUUUUGCAACCACUGCUUCCACAAGAAAAUAAUUGGGUCCCAAGGCAGGGAACAACUCGUUUUCAUGAAUGAUUAUAUUGAUCAUUGGAGCAACGUGGAUACAUCCCCUUUGGAAAGCAAUUCAGAGGAGAAGCGUGUGGCUGGUCAGACAUGCCCAGGGUGAAAUCCUGAGAGGCUGCAGAAGGAGGAGGAAAGAGGCUGGAAGUUCAUGAGGGAGCGGGCCCUGGCUGGGCAGGCCGGUGUGGGGCUGUUGACUGGGAGAUGCAAAACAAGGGAACUCGCCUCCAACCCAAGUCCCGAGCUCUCCCGAGGGAGGAAAGAAAGUGUGUCCAUUCACAUAUCAGUUCCUUAUUCUUUUUUGUUAAAAAACCCACAUUAUUUAUUUAUUUAUUUAUUUAUUUUUGGCUGCAUCGGGUCUUAGUUGCAGCACGCAGGCUUCUCUCUAGUUGUGGCGUGCCAUGUGGGAUCUUAGUUCCCUGACCAGGGAUCGAACCCACAUCCCCUGCACUGGAAGGCAGAUUCUUAAUCACUGGAGCACCAGGGAAGUCCCUCAGUUCCUUAUUCUGCUUGAAGCCAUUGGGUGUUUUGUUUGUUUGCACUUUUCUCCUGGAGGGAUUUACUGGCAGUGAGCAGCAUGUUCUUAUGGAAAGAGGAGCAGGCUGGGAGCCUCCCCUUUGCCACUGAGGGGAGAAUGUGACCCCCAAGUAUUUCCCAUUCCCUUUCCUGCUUCUGGAGUCAUUCAGUCAUUCAUUCUACGCAUAGUUAUCAAACACUGUCAGAACAAGAAGGGAACAUUGGUUGAGGGUUCCUUGUGUGCUAAGUACUGUUCUAAGUGCUUUGCACGUAUUAACACAUUUACUCUUCAUGGCAACCCAGAGUAGGUGUCCUUAGCUCCAUUUUACAGGUGAAGAAACUAAGUCAAAGAAAGCUUAAAUAACGUGACCAAUAUCACUCACCUGGUGAGCGACUGACAGUCACUAGACACCGGGCUAGAUGCUAGAGACAGAAGGGUCCAAACUGGACACAGCUUGUGACCUUGUGGAGCUUAUUUUAUCUAACACAUAGUCACACAAAAGUACAAAGCACAGUGGGCACAAGGGAAGGAGAGGAAAUGAAGUGGUGAGAGAUGUCAGAGGCCUGAUUUGGGUUUGGGGGGUGGACGAGGCUGCACCGAGAGAGGUGGCCUGCUUCCUCGCUGCUUUCAGGUCCUCACUCAGAGUGACUGCUUUGGUCCCUCGUUUAAAACAAUGACCCCCGUCACUCUUGAUGCCCUCCCCCACUCAGCACCGCCACACUUAUCGUGAGCUUUUUGAUGGUUUUUGAGCCAGAUCAAGAAGAGGAUAUCAAAGGUGGUCACUCUUCUGGUAGGUGCCUGCAGAGGAGCUACGGGACAGGUCUGCGUGGAUCUGGGUGCCUGACUUUGAGGCAGCUGGGAACCUAAACCUUCGUUACCUCCUUGCUGAGCCUUAAGGGGACAGUGGGCUCUCGGUCAGUGCGCCUCUUGGGCAGACCCAUCCCCCACCCUCCCCAGGCCCAGGGUGAGUACCACGUGAUCGCUCUCGCUCACCUGUCAGUGCUCUGUUAUUGGUUGGUUCCAUUUGUUACUGUCUGUCUCUCAGAAUUUUCCUGUGGGGCAAGACCUGUGUUUUCCUUUGGUUGCUGCAAAGCCCAGAGGAACUCGUUCAGCGGUUCAUGAAGGAGUGAGCUAUGGAGGGGCUUGUCAAAUGGGAACAGCUGUUAUUUGUCCAGCCCCUUUAAGCCAGGGGCCCACAGCUUCCCUGGGCAUGUGCUCCUCCAUCCCCUCGGCCUUCCUGGCAGAGGCCAAGCAGCUGUUCGUCUGUUUCUACAGAUGGUCAUCCAGGGCCCCAAGAAGGGAAGCUCUUCACUGGGUUACCCAAGGAGGCUGGGGCAGAAUUGAGCCUGGAAUUUAUCUCUGUGCCCUGGUGGUUGUCCAUAAGAUCCGGCCCCCUAUUCUGCAGAGGGAAAACACCAGUGUGAUCAUCAAGAAAUAAUUUUUCUUUGGCCCCAAAUUGAUUUGCCUACAGACGGAUGUGCCAUCCUUAUUUUGUCUUAAUCUAAAUGUAAAUUAAGUUUCCAUUCCCGGGGUACAUUAAGGCAGGGGUCUAGACUUGGAGUUAGGAGCCCUGAAUUCCAUCCAGGCUCUGCUUUUAGUUGUGGUCCUGGGCAAGUCCCUUCUUCUCUGGUCCUCAGUCUUUACCAUCGUAAACAAAGAGUCCAUCCCAAGCCCUGUUGCACAGCAGAACUGCCUGGGUACCUCCAGCCCCCAACACCAAGAUCUGACUCAGUAGGUCUCGAGGCGGAUCCUGGUCCUGUGUACAGGAAGGAGGUGAGGUCUGUUCGGCCACAUGGUCUUACAGGCCCCCUUACCCAACUCGGCAAACCUGGGUGACCAGGUGACAGUGGCUUGCUUUCAUCGAUGAGGGGUCAGGGCCUUGUGGAGAACCAGCCCUUGCCGCUUCCCUCAGCUGCGGCCUGUUUUCAAGAUGGGUCUUCCGCAGAAGAGGACCCCGUGCUUUAGGGACAACAGGACAGAGUUUGGAUUUAAAACGCUGGUGCUAAAUAUCCCAUUUCAAAACUUCACCAAAAAUAAAUAAAUAAGGAAUUCCCUGGUGGUCCAGUGGAUAAGACUCCACGAUCUCACUGCUGAGGGCCUAGGUUCAAUCCCUGGUCAGGGAACUAAGAUCCCACAAGUCGUGCGGCCCAGCCAAAAAAAAUUUUUUUAAUUUUUUAAUUAAAAAAAUUUUAAAAAGCUUCAGCUGAGUGGAUGAAUUUUUUUUUUCCCCCGCAAGUGAACCCUGUCCUUAAUUCCUCUUUUGUAAGCUGGAGGGAGACCUACCUGGGGGCAACUCCAGUCUCAGAGAGAUUGUAGAGAAAUGCCUUGUAAACGGUUUAAUAAUUUAGUUAGAUCUCUCCACGUGGAUGAUGAUUCUGGUGGAUAUUUUCCUCUCUCCUCGCUGGCUUCCCUGGGUGAGAAUGAGCGCGGGCAGAUUUAAACAUCUAGGUUGGUCCCCUGCUGCCCCAAGCCACCCACCCACUCAGCCCACACCCGAGCGGCUGCCUCCCCCUGUCGUUUAGUGUGUCCUCAGGGGAAGCAGACUCAUUUCAGUAUAAGCUCAAGCAAACUGUAAUUAGGACAGUAAAUCUGCUGUUUAACCAAAAAAAAAAAAGUCCUAGGACAGGUUUCAGGGUCCUGGACAUCCUUCCUUUGAUGCUGAAGGAAGGAUGGGAGAGACGUGGCCUUUGAUUUAAUUUCUCCCAGUUUGGGAACAGAGUCCAGGACAUGGUAACCAUGUUUACUGAAAAUGCAACACGGCUUAAAAUCUACUGUGAGAUCGUCUGAGGCUGCAGGAAUGGGGACCUGACUUCAUGAAAGUCUUUUUUUUCUUUCCAUGCCUUGCAGUAUGACUGACUCAGAGCAUCCGUCCUGCACCAGCACCCUCACCUCCUUUCCAGGGCAUUUACCACGUCAGUGGCAGUGCACCAAGGGCUGUAGAUGUGUUUUCUCGGUCAGUCUGCACAACAGCCUUAGGAGGCAGGUUCUGUCAUCUGCAUUUUACCCCCAUUUUAUGGAUGAAGAAAACUGAGGUUGAGAGAGGCAAGUGACUUGCCCCGGGUUGCACAGCAUGCAGGUGGAGCAACUGGAUUUGAAGGGUCUGUGCUCCUAGCCUCUGUGCUGUACUGCAACUGCUCAGUCUGAGAACCGCAGAUCACCACGCCAGGCUGAAGGCUACCUCCCCACCAAGCCUGUUUUCCUUCCCUCGUUCCUUCUUGGCAUGAUCCACACUUCUCUAAACCUCAGGCUUAGUGGCCACUCAGCCACUGCCUCUCGCUGAGCUCCCCACCUGGGCUGCUUCUUAGAUGAGAAGGAGGGAUUAUUACUCUCAGUGUACACCAGUCACCAGGCCUCCCGGUGCCGGUGCUAGGGUGUGGCAGGCAGGCCAUUUCCUCCCCGUGAGCCUCAGUGUCCCAGACUAGAAAGCGGAGGCUGGGGCCAUCUGGAGAGCGCCUUGGGUUCACCCCAGAGGGACAGGUGUCCCUUUCCUAUGGGAGCUUGCCUGCAGUGGGGUACGGCAGCCUCCAGAAAGCUCUCUUUGCUUAAUAGCACCCGACCUUGCUCUGCCUGCUCAGCGUUUUGAUUGCUAAAUUUAUAGUGUUAGUUUGCCUUCUUCAUGAGUGUCUUUAAAAGAACACUGGAGGCCUCUCCUGAAAGAGUUUUCUGUCUCGGGUGGACCCUGAGCCUCCCGAGCUCAGGGGAGGCUCUGCCUGGCCAGCUGUGUCUUGCUCCCCCGCCUUUGCCUUGCUGUCCCCCAGCCAUUUGGCUCCACACUGACUAGGCCUGCUCUGUGCCACAGGCAGGUCCUUCCAGCUUUCCUGUGCGGGACCAUCUCAACCGGGGAGCUUGGCCUCCGGUGACCUCCCUCUUUCCUAGGAAGAUGUUCCUGGUGGGCCUGACAGGGGGCAUUGCCUCAGGCAAGAGCUCGGUGAUCCAGGUGUUCCAGCAGCUGGGUUGUGCGGUGAUUGAUGUGGACGUCAUUGCCCGGCAUGAACCCCUGGGUUCCGCCAUCAUUUUGCCUCUGGUUGCUCAGAGUCCCCUGGCUGGGCUGGAGGCUCCAGCGAGUGACCCAGGCUCCUCUUCAUGCCACAGUCGUCCAGCCAGGGUACCCUGCCCACCGGCGUAUCGUGGAGGCCUUCGGCACUGAGGUCUUGCUGGAGAAUGGCGACAUCGAUCGAAAGGUCCUGGGGGACCUGAUCUUUAACCAGCCCGACCGGCGGCACCUGCUCAACUCCAUCACCCACCCCGAGAUAUGCAAGGAAAUGAUGAAGGAGACCUUCAAGUUCUUCCUCCGGGGAUACCGCUACGUGAUUCUGGAUAUCCCCCUGCUGUUUGAGACCAAGAAGCUGCUCAAGUACAUGAAGCACACGGUGGUGGUAUACUGUGACCGAGACACGCAGCUGGCCCGGCUGAUGCAGCGGAACAACCUGAACCGUGAUGACGCAGAGGCCCGGAUCAAGGCCCAGCUGCCCCUGAAGGACAAGGCCCGCAUGGCCCGCCACGUUCUAGACAACUCGGGCGAGUGGGGCGUCACCAAACGCCAGGUGGUCCUCCUGCACGCCGAGCUGGAGCGCUCCCUGGAGUACCUGCCACUGCGGCUCGGGGUCCUCACGGGGCUGGCCGGCAUCGCCAGUCUCCUCUACCUGCUCACCCACUACCUCCUGCCUUCCCCCUAGCGGGACCCUGCAAGGCAGGAAUUCCUGGGUCUCCCAUCUCCUCAGAGGCUGAAACCAGGUAAUGAAUGCAUCCGGUUUCCUCCCAACCCCUCAGCACACACACUCUGGAUCUGGGCUGGAGCCCUGCACUGGGCCGACCCUUCCUCGGAGCACAUCCUGUCCAAGGCAGAGAAGCAGCCCUCUGUCAGCAGAUGCUCCUUCCCACCUCCCCCAGCGCCCCUCCCUCUGGAACAGUGACCAUCACGGGCUGUGGAAGCAACAGUGGUAGACUCUUGUAACUUUCUUGUGGGCGGGGGUGAGGAGCACCUUCAGUGGCCGUCACCAGUGUUUAAAGCUGGGAGGGUCCCUGGGCUUGAACCCUUUCCUAGCACGUGCCCCGUCACGGCCAAAACCCCCUAUGUGGACCAUGGGAAAUCAGUUUAGACCAAGGGCUGCCUUCAAGCAGGAUUCCCCUGUAGAUUGAAGCCCUUGGCCAGGAGGCAGUAACAAUCCCCUUGUCGUGAUGCUGUAGUGAGGCAGAGGCCAGGCCUCUUCUGGGAUGACCCACUGUCCCACCGUGGCAUUUCCCUAGCACUCUCCGCACCCUGCUCCCCGCCUCCUACCACUCUACCUCCCUGAGCUCUUGCUAGGCUGCACGCGGUGCACCAGGCUGUUUCUGGCCUCUUUGCCUUCACCUUGCUGCUCCUCAAUCUGGAAAACCUUUUUUUUCCCCUACAACUGGCUACCUUCCAGCUCAGGCACCAUCUGAAGCCCCAGGCUGGGUUAGGUGCUCUGGGAUACCCCCUGCCCCACAUUUUACCUGAAUCCACAGUAUAAUAAUCAGCCAAAAACUGGUUAGUCUCUCCUACUAGACUGUAAGCCCUUUGAGGGCAGGAACUGUGUCUUAUUCAUCCGUGUUCCUGGUGCAGAGCCUGACUUGCCAUUGGUGCUGAAUAAAGUGUGUUGAUCUGAAA
Messenger RNA from Globicephala melas (long-finned pilot whale), 10794 nucleotides. It is a transcript of the gene DCAKD, whose product is annotated as dephospho-CoA kinase domain containing. Lineage: Eukaryota; Metazoa; Chordata; Mammalia; Artiodactyla; Delphinidae. Gene Ontology annotation, biological process: coenzyme A biosynthetic process. The record is from RefSeq and is a predicted model, not a curated record. Gene Ontology annotation, molecular function: ATP binding; dephospho-CoA kinase activity.